CCACCAAGCGGCUUGCAAGCGGCAACGAAACCAGGAAGUUCAUGACGAAUUACAGUACAUCAUGCUGCAGGCAAAGCUUUAAUAGUUUGAAACUUGAAUCAUGAAAAAAUCAUCAUGGAGGCAUUUGGCAAUAAAACAUUAAUUUAAGCGCCAUUCUAUGUCAACAGGCCAAUCGCGAAUUGAGUCCAAGUUUCUGCAAGUGGAAGUCAACUGCAAACUGAACAAAACAGAAACUACUGUCACUUUCACAAAGAGGAUGAUACUUUUGUCCGUGUUAUAAGCAUAUUGAUGAGUAUCAUGUCACAAACAGACGGAAGCGAAGUGAUUCUGAAGGAGGGACUGUGCAUCAAAAAGAGUGGCAACAGAAACCUACUCGGCCAAUACAAAUGGCAGAAGCGCUGGUUUGUCUUGAUACAGCGAGGUCGGACAGCGACUCUUUACUACUACGACAAGCAAGGCGCCAAAACACCUAAAGGACAGAUACAGCUCAGUAAUAAGUAUGUUACAAGGGAGCCAGAAGGCAAAGAGAGGGAGCAACCGAACUGUUUUGAAGUGGGACCCUUUGCAGAAGAUGGUACAACAAGGACCUACUAUAUCAGCUGUGAAAGUGAAGAUGAUAAACAUGAGUGGAUGGAGGUUCUGGAUGCUGCAAUAGAGGGCGCUUCAGCACAAAAAGCUUUGCUUCGCAAGCAGACAGCCUCCUUCAAAGCUAAGAAAAGGAAAGACAGAGAAAGUAGAAAUUCUCAGCUGGCAGAGAAGAAUGAAUUCAGGAGAGACAUGUACUUGGAUGCAGAGUGGAGAAAGCAACAGUGGAACAACCUGUUGGCCUUGGCAGUUGGCAAAAAUUGGAAGAAAACAGACACCAAAGAUGGUGUGACAGUCAGCAGAAUGAGUUUCAGUGAUCUGCCACUUGCUGUGGUCAAGGUUGAGGGUGUGAUAAAUGCCAGGUGCAGGCAUGUCUACAGCUUCAUACAGAGAGCCAUACGCCCUGGUGGGAAACUGGAUUUCCCAUUCAGAGGUGCAGAUGAUGUGCUGGAAGAGUUCACGAUUCCACCAAGGGGUACCAUCAUGGACUGUUACAAGGAGAUCAAGGUCCUGCCCAACACCAGUCCCCGCCGAAUGACCCUUCUGCAGAUGUUCGUGCCCCUACAACUGACCCAAGGUGAAUCCUGUGGGAUACUCAUCACAUCUGUCCACCAUCCAGACAGUCAAAAGAAACAGGGUGCUGUCUCCUGCAAUAUGGGCUUGUCUGGUUGCAUCAUCAAACCACAACAGAACCCACAAGCCAGCUUGUCGACCAAUCCCCCUCCUGACACAGAGGAAGACAGUGCCAGCGAGGAUGAGGACGGGCUCCUUCCACCAUGCAGGGCAGGGAGGUCAGAGGUCACCCACCUAACUUUGCUGGGUCAGAUCAAUCUGCAAGGGUCACUGCAGCCAAUGCUGAAGGGAGCCUACAAGUCAGGGCUGCUUGUGCAUGGCAUGCGGGCGUUCUUCCAAAACCUGACCGAGCACAUCUACAGCUAUGUCAAGAUAGUGGAUGUCUGACAUGUAAACAAAAUCAGGACAAAGAAUGUGGUUCUGUUUUGGAUAAGCACCAGGUUUGUGCGGUCUUUCCUUGGCAGCAUAAUGAAAAAUGCACUGUUUUGAACUUACUGCUAUAAUAAUAAGGGAAUUUCCUAGAUAAUCUCUUACCUUUCUCAUCAAGACCAGAUUUGGUUGCAAAACUAUAUACAAUGAAUAGCUACUGCUUCUUUAAAAGAAUAUGUAUGGUAGCGAAGUAUCUGGAUGGAGGGUUGUGAACUUGUUGCACAGGGGUUGCCCUAAGAAGUUGUCGAUCAGUUCAUGCGGUGAUGGACCCAACCCAGCAAAAGGGUUCCAAUGUCACUGAAGUCGUUUCAUCAAAUCCAAACAAGCACAGGGGUGUCAAACAUUGUUGUAUGUCAAAUUUAUAGCUCAGCACUGGUGUGCUCUGUGAAAACAAGCAUGAGAAAACUUGUUUACUUGAUUUAUCCACACAACUCUCUGUAUUUUACAGCUUUUGGUAUCAAUGUAUUCUUCUCAUUUUAAGAUUUCAACAUUUAUUUGGGCAAACCUAGUAUCUGCCCCAACACCCUUUUUACCAUUGAAAGCUGCAAAUCUGUUAAGUGUGUUUAAAUUCUUCCAAACAUGCCCUCUUUUGCUGAGAAAAAAAGAAUGAUAUAUUUGAACUGACAACUUUUCUUUUCUGAAAGCAAUAUAAGUCAACUUUGUUAAAAUUACAGUUCAUUUAUUGAUUCGUCAAUACGAAUUUCUGUUAUUAAAUUUAAUGUGAAUUAGAAUUUCUUUAGUUGAAAACUGCAAAUCGAGUGAGUGUGUGAUUUUUUCAAACAUGACCAUUUUUGCCAGGGAAAGGAUAUUUGAACAUUGUUGAAUAUUUUUGGAUGUGUAUUUUUUUCAAGUCAACAGUUUUGCUAGUAUCAAAAGAAAUAUCAGAUGAACAUCCGAAUAAAAGUUUAUUCAUUAAUGAUUUGUAAUGAGAGUUUAGUUCUUACUUUAGUAUUUGCUUAUAUGAAUUCAGUUCUAAAUAAAUGCUACCUGUUCACGUUUCUUAGCAGAUCAUGAAAUAUUUGUAAGCUUGCAGGAAAUGACGGAUACAAAUUCAGUGCACAAUGUUUCAGGUUUUUUAAGUAAAAGUCCUUAAAUUGAUCAUAUUCCUUUGUAGAUCAAGUACGUAUAAUGUUUAGUUUAUUCUAUGUAUAUUGAGUGUCCAAGAGUGUGAUAUUUCAAGAAAAUUGAGCUGUUAGUUGUUAUGAAAAACAAGAAUUAUUUUUGUAUUGUGAAACCGUAGCAUCGAUGACUGACUAAAUUUUAGAAAUUUUCAGGUUUAUACUUAUUGAAAAAAGUUGCAAUAAAGUGUAGAAUGGCAGAAAUCCAAAUACACAAAGAUGUAGUAAAAUGUAGUAUCAAACUUAUUUUGGCUGACAUGGUUGACAGUCUGUAGUUGUGGUAAAUUUUGCAACACACUGUCCAAUUAAGUGAACACCUGUAGUCCAGUCCAUUCUACAUGUAUGUAUAAUCUCUUUCAAAAUUCUAAUCGAGGUUAGGACAUUUAGAUGCAAAAAAUAAAAAUUAGUUGAAACAGUACAAUUUUUUAAA
Acanthaster planci (crown-of-thorns starfish) is the source of this 3135-nucleotide messenger RNA. RefSeq lists its product as uncharacterized. Gene Ontology annotation, biological process: receptor recycling; retrograde transport, endosome to Golgi; endosome organization. Gene Ontology annotation, cellular component: trans-Golgi network; early endosome; recycling endosome. NCBI's taxonomy places the organism in Eukaryota, Metazoa, Echinodermata, Asteroidea, Valvatida, Acanthasteridae. The record is from RefSeq and is a predicted model, not a curated record.